Molecule: messenger RNA, 4353 nt
Organism: Rattus norvegicus (Norway rat)
Lineage: Eukaryota; Metazoa; Chordata; Mammalia; Rodentia; Muridae
Source: RefSeq, a predicted model, not a curated record
UUUAUUUCUUUAUUAUACAUAAGUAUACUGUUGCUGUCUUCAGACACACCAGAAGAGGGCGUCCGAUCUCAUUACAGAUGGUUGUGAGCCACCAUGUGGUUGCUGGGAAUUGAACUCAGGACCUCUGGAAGAGCAAUCAGUGUCACUGAGCCAUCUCUCUAGCCCAGCAUUAACUCUUGUUUUUUAAUUUUUUAAUUAAUUUUUAUUUAUAUGAGUAUACUGUCACUGUCUUUAGACACAUCAGAAGAGGGCAUCAGCUCUCAAUACAGAUGGUUGUGAGCCACCAUGUGGUUGCUGGGAUUUGAACUCAGGGCCUCUGGAAGAGCAGCCAGUGCUCUUAACUGCUGAGCCAUCUGUUCAGCCCUAACUCUUUAAUUGCUAUUGUAACACUGAAUUAUCCCACAGAGCAAAAGUCAUCCAGAGCUGAGAAGGCCCUUAAAACAACCUGUAGGGCCAGCAGUAGGGCUCAGCAGGUAGCAGGCGCUUGCUGCUACAAGGCCUGAUGACCUGAGUUCGACCCCAAGACUUUGAUGGAGGAGAGAAGGAGAGACUUCUGCGAGUUGCCCUGUGAUCCCCACGGACCCUUUCACAAGCACACUAUAAAUAACAUAACAAAAACUUUUCAGGAAAGAGAACUGAUAAUCCCUCAUAGAAUUUACGGCCUUCUGGCAAACUCUGGCUCGUGUUUUAAAACCCAGCCGCCACAGCUGCAGGGCCAUAUCCUAGUUUUUUUCUGACAAUGAAUAAGACUUCUUGGGGUCAAACCCUGGAUUUGAUUAGUGGAAAAUGAGAGGCUUUAGGAGCUUAGAACUCGUGACUAUUGAAAGCUUAGAACAUCCCCCGCCCCCCAGGAAGGGAGGGCACCCCAGUAUAGAGGUCUGUAAAUGAACAGGGAAGGGCAAAGGAAUUUGGUCCCAACCUCCCAUCCAAACCCACACUUCUGUGAACACGGGGCUUUUCACAGCUGUUAAUCCAUGCACGUCUCACCCCCAUCGCCUGGAGACCAGUUUGCAGAAGUCAGUAACUAGACUGAACACCACACCGUUUAGCCAGGCCUAGUACUCAAAAGCGCAACCUCAUCCCAACGCUAGAGAUUUUGGACCGUCUGCUGCUCUCUGGAGCCCCCUGCCGGCCGUGGAGGAAAUGGAGCUAAGAAGACCUACAGUUCCCUCUCAGGUCCUUAGCUACAAGAGUUCCAGUUUAGCUCAGGAGGCUUUGUCCCGCCGACUGAAGAUCCUAUCCGGGACCCGGUGUCCUCGGCCUCUGCACUCCAUUCUCACGUGAGGUUUAGUGUAGUCUGGGUUCCUCACCAUGCACUGUAUUUUUCGCUGCUUCCGGGCGCCCAGCGAGACUAUGGAUCAGGAACACCAACAUCACUCCCGGUCACGCAGAGGACACAGGGCGGAGAAUUGCAAAAGGAGAAGAGGUGGGAAGGGGAGGGAGCACUGCCCAGCCUGGCAACCUGACCUUCUAGGGCUAACCACUCCCCGCAGAGACACAGCCGAGGGACUAUGAGAGAGGUAGGUGACCGGUGGCCUAGGCACCAAUCAGUCCCGUUGUCCCUACUGGGAAGCUACCGGCUUCGCAUUACAGCAUCUCAAAGCCAUUGGCUAAGUCGUGUCCAAGAGGGACUUGACCGGGACUCCAAGAAUCUCAGCCGCUGUCCUUCUUGUCCUGUUUUCCUACAUAAAUGUCUGGAGCAAUUUUUGCGCCUCUGGAGGGCCUAGGUGCCCUGGAUGCUGCAAGUGGCCAUCCACUCGUGUGUCCACUGUGCCACACACAGUACGAGCACCCGUGCCUGCUGGACUGUUUCCACGACUUCUGCGCUGGCUGCUUGCGUGGCCGGGCCACCGAUGGCCGCCUGUCCUGCCCACUGUGCCAGCAUCAGACCCUGGUGAAGGGGCCCAGUGGCCUCCCUCCAGCGGACCGGCUGCUGCAGUUCCUGGUGGACAGCUCCGGGGAUGGCAUAGAAGCUGUGCACUGUGCCAACUGUGACCUGGAGUGCAGCAAGCAGGACGCAGAGACCACGUACUUCUGCAACACCUGCGGGCAGCCCCUGUGCGCGCGCUGCCGCGAAGAGACGCACCGCGCGCGCAUGUUCGCGCGCCACGACAUUGUAGCCCUGGGCCAGCGCAGCCGGGACUUCAUCCAGAAGUGUAAGCUGCAUUCGGAGCCCUACAUCGUGUUUUCUACCGACAAGAAGUCGCUGCUGUGCAUCCGCUGCUUUCGGGACAUGCAGGGGGAGAGCCGGGCCCACUGUGUGGACCUGGAGUCAGCUUAUGUGCAAGGUUGCGAGCGGCUGGAGCAGGCAGUGCUGGCAGUGAAGGCUCUGCAGACCGCCACGAAAGAGGCCAUCGCGCUGCUACAGGCCAUGGUGGAGGAGGUGAGGCACAGCGCCGCUGAGGAGGAGGCUGCCAUCCACGCACUCUUUGGCAGCAUGCAGGACAGACUGGCAGAGAGGAAAGCAUUACUGCUGCAGACUGUGCAGAGCCAAUAUGAAGAGAAGGACAAAGCCUUCAAGGAACAGCUGACCCACCUGGCCUCCUUGCUGCCCACCCUGCAGCUUGGCCAGCAAAGCCGAGUUUCUGGAUCUGGGUUAUGUGAGUGUCUCCAGCUCCUGCAGGAACCCCUCUCCCCUGCCCUCACUAGAGUCCGCCCUGCAUAGAGGCUGCACGUCUCACAUCGCCUGCAGGCUGACUGGGGAGGCUCUAGGCUUCCCUUCCACUACAAGACGGGGUGAAUCCCUUCUAAAAGGGCGGUGAGCAUGAGCCUCUCUGUUCCACCGAACUGCAGCGCCUGUCUGCGGGAGCCCCACCUCCCUUCCUACGGGUGUGGGUGGCCUGUUUCUCAACCAGUCCUAGCGGAAGGCUGAAACUUCUCAGAGAGACGAGGUCAAACGUCCACUAGACUAGCUCCAGGGCCUUCCCAAGUCCUCCGCUUCUCUCUCCCACCCUUGCUGCCACCUUCUUGUCACACCUGAGCUCUUCCCCUGUGGCAGGAGCUGAUGGAGAGACUUCAAGGCAUAGUCACGCGGCCGCAUCGUCUAAGACCGGCUCAGAGCAGCAAGGUGCGCGGGCGACCCGUCGGGAGUCGGGGCCGGGAGACACCGGGUUAGGAAAGAGCAGUUCAUGACCCAAUCCCCGGUCCAGAUCGCCAGCGACCACCGCGCAGAAUUCGCGCGCUGCCUGGAGCCGCUUCUGCUGCUGGGGCCCCGCCGCGCUGUGUCCACCGUGGGCGGCGCCAACACGUGAGCCAACCAGGCGGGCGAGCGGAAUCACUGAGAAUGGCUCCGGCACCACCCUUCCCCUCCAGAGCGUCCAGUUCCGCACUUGGGGUCUGGACCAGGCCACAGCCUGAGAAGGAGGGAUGUGGACUAGCUCUAGAGAACGCUGGAAGCCCGGGCAGGCGAGCAGCUUAGUCAGGAAGGGCUGAGAGACUGUCUGGGUGCUCCUCAGCUCCUGCACAGCCUCCUGAAGCAGGCUGGGCAGGACAUUUUGGGGGUGGGGCGUGGAGUGUUAAAGUGAAUCCGAGUUGAAAGCCAGAGCCUCGGAGGGAUUAGAACUUGUGAAGCCAGUAUGUAUAGGGCUGGGCCCUCGGAGCAGCCCAGAGCCAAGAGAACCAGCAAGUGAGACCAGUCGUUAGUUCAGACCUUGUCAUGGGAGUGAGAGCACCUCGGUGUACCCAGAUCCAACCGGAGGGCGGGUGGCUUUUAGAAACCACCAAAUCACGUGGUUGCCCUUCCUUUGGCCUUGCUAGGGGCCCCUGAGAGUUUCCAGAGGUUCCAUCCUGCAGGUGGGUUGAGGGGCCAGUGGCUCCCUGAGCAGCCAAGGGAGUCGGAGGAGGGGAAGACCAACCCUCUCCCUAUGCACACUGGCUUUCUCCGCAGGUUGGCAGGGGGCUCAAGCCCUAAGGUGUUGAAGACACAGAGCUGUCCCUCCCCCGUGGGAAAAAUGUCAGGGUCACCUGUCCAGAAACCCUCGCCACACCGUUUCAUUAGCACGAAGGUGCUCUUGGCCGAGGGCGAGGACACACCCUUCACGGAGCACUGCCGCCAUUAUGAGGAUUCCUAUCGGGUGAGGGGGUUGGGCAGCAGUAGGGUUGUGAGUCCCCACCCCUUCUUCGUUAAGAUUUAGCUCAGUGGUAGAGCGCUUGCCUAGCAAGCGCAAGGCCCUGGGUUCGGUCCCCAGCUCAAAAAAAAAAAAAAAAAAAAAAAAAAAUUCAGCCUCCACCGGAGGACCCGGCAGUCUCCACGCCCCCUCUCAUCUCCGGCCACAGGGUCUGCAGCUGGAGGUGCAGAACCUGAAGGACCAGGUCCAGGAACUGCACCGAGACCUCACCAAGCACCACUCCCUC